Molecule: messenger RNA, 4650 nt
Organism: Girardinichthys multiradiatus
Lineage: Eukaryota; Metazoa; Chordata; Actinopteri; Cyprinodontiformes; Goodeidae
Gene: washc4
Product: WASH complex subunit 4
Exons: 33
Coding region: 80-3595 (1171 amino acids)
Biological process (GO): endosomal transport; endosome organization
Cellular component (GO): endosome; WASH complex
Source: RefSeq, a predicted model, not a curated record
CACAAGAUCCAUCAUGGGAUUGUGCAGCCCUACUUAACAGAACCGUGUUUGGAUUUUUGUGGGGAUCUAAUCUGAAAACAUGGCAGUAGAAACCAUCGCACCUGACUGGGAGUUUGACCGUUUUGACGACGGGUCUCAGAAAAUACACACAGAGGUUCAGCUGAAGAACUACAGCAGCUUUCUGGAAGAAUACACCUCCCAGCUGAAGGGCAUUGAAGAGGCUCUGGAUGACUCUAUAGGAGAUGUGUGGGACUUCACUCUAGAUCCCAUUGCUCUGAAGCUUGUCCCGUAUGAGCAAACUUCGCUAUUAGAGUUAAUUAAAACAGACAACAAGGUUCUGAACAAAGUUAUAACGGUUUAUGCUGCUCUCUGUAGUGAAGUGAAAAAGCUAAAAUAUGAGGCAGAAACCAAGUUCUACAAUGGCCUAUUGUUCUAUGGAGAGGGAGUGUGUGAAACCAGUGUUGUUGAAGGAGAGUCGCAGAUUGAAAUGGGCAGAUUUAUUUCAUUCCUGCAGGAACUGUCCUGCUUUGUUUCCAGAUGUUAUGAGGUGGUGGUCAGCAUCAUUCAUCAGCUGGCUGCCCUAUACAACAGUAGCAAGGGUGCAACAAAAAUCAUUGAAUCAUCUGGUGUCCAUUUCCAGGUGUUGUAUGAGCACCUGGGGGAGCUAUUGGUGGUAUUGAUCACACUUGAUGAGAUCAUGGAAAAUCACUGUACUCUAAAAGAUCACUGGAAGAUGUAUAAAAGGUUAUUGAAGUCUGUUCAUCACAACCCUGGAAAAUUUUCCAUUCCUGAAGAAAAGUUGAAGCCAUUUGAGAAACUCCUGUUGAAGCUAGAGGGACAGCUGCUGGAUGGCAUGAUACUGCAGGCCUGUGUGGAGCAGAGAUUUGAUGACCCAGCCGAGGGGGUAGCUGUCUCCAAAAACAGUGCCUUUGCCGAGGAAUUCGCCUUCAACAUUCGUUCCAUAUUCACAAAUGUGGAGUCCAAAAUUGGUGAACCUUCAGAAAUUGACCAGAGAGAUAAGUACGCUGGAGUCUGUGGUCUCUUUGUCCUACACUUUCACAUUUUCAGAAGUGUUGAUAAAAAACUCUACAAAGCCCUGCUUGAUGUCUGUAAAAAGGUUCCUGCUGUCACUCUGAUCGCAAAUAUCACCUGGUUUCCCGACACCUUCCUCACCGCUAAAGUCCUGGCUGCUGCCAAACUGAUGGACAAGAAGAAUCUCCAGGCGAUCAAAGCACAUAGAGACACCUACCUGCAGCAAAGGGCUCAGACAUUAACAAAGGAUGUUCAGUCAUACUACGUUUUUGUAACUUCCUGGAUGAUGAAGAUGGAGUCCAUCCUGUCCAAGGAGCAUAAACAUGACAAGCUAGCAGAGGACCACAACAGCAGAUGUAAUGUGUUUGUGCAGGGCAUCCUGUACGCUUACAGCAUCGGCACCAUCAUCAAGACCACCAUGAACAUGUACAUGUCGAUGCAGCGGCCCAUGACAAAAACAUCAGUCAAAGCACUCUGUCGGCUCGUUGAGCUGCUCAAGGCUGUGGAGCACACAUUUCACAGGAGAUCGAUGGUUGUAGCCGAUUCUGUUUCACUCAUCACUCUGCAGCUCCAGUCUCAGGCCCUCAAUGCUAUCAGCACUGCAAAGAAAAGGGUGAUCUCCGAUAAGAAGUACAGCGAACAGCGGCUGGAUGUCCUUUCGUCUUUGGUGCUUGCAGAAAAUGCUCUGAGCGGGCCUAGCACAAAGGAGCGACGCCUGGUGGUGUCUUUGGCUCUGUGUGUCGGCACUCAGCUGAAAACCUUCAAAGAUGAGGAGCUGCUUCCGCUGCAGAUUGUGCUGAAGAAGCUGGAUUUGAUCAGUGAGCUUAGUGAAAGGGUCCGGCUCCAGUGUGACUGUAGUUUCCUGUACUGGCACAGAGCUGUCUUUCCGAUCUACUUAGAUGACGUGUAUGACAACGCUGUAGACGCAGCACGAAUACAUUACAUGUUUAGUGCUCUAAGAGACGGCGUGCCAUGUAUGCUCCAUGCUAAACACUUGGAGUCAUGUGACCAGCUGCUGCAGUGCUUCGACAAGGAGAUUAUGGAUGUGUUCAAUGAGCACCUCCUCGACAAGCUUUGUAAGGAGAUUGAGAAGGAUCUACGUCUGUCUGUCCACACCCACCUGAAGCUGGAUGACAGGAACCCUUUUAAAGUUGGCAUAAAGGACUUGGCCCACUUCUUCUCUGUCAAACCCAUCCGAUUCUUCAACCGCUUCAUUCACAUCAAAGCCUAUGUGACCCACUACCUGGAUAAAACCUUCUAUAACCUGACUACUGUUGCUCUGCAUGACUGGGCCACCUAUAGUGAGAUGAGAAACCUGGCAACACAGCGUUACGGGCUCACAAUGACUGAGGCUCACCUUCCCAGCCAGACACUGGAGCAGGGUUUGGAUGUUCUGGAGAUCAUGAGAAACAUUCAUGUUUUUGUCUCACGCUACCUCUACAACCUAAACAACCAGAUCUUCAUAGAAAAGGCCAGCAACAACAAGCAUCUGAACACCAUCAACAUCCGUCACAUCGCCAACUCUAUCCGGACACACGGCACGGGCAUCAUGAACACCACAGUCAAUUUCACCUACCAGUUCCUGCGGAAAAAGUUCUACAUCUUCAGCCAGUUUAUGUACGACGAACACAUCAAGUCCAGACUCAUUAAGGACAUACGCUUUUUCAGGGAAAUAAAAGAUCAGUCUGACCAUAAGUACCCUUUUGAGCGUGCAGAGAAGUUCAACCGUGGCAUCAGAAAGCUCGGCCUCACUCCUGAUGGCCAGAGCUAUCUGGAUCAGUUCAGACAGCUCAUCAGCCAGAUCGGCAACGCCAUGGGCUAUGUGCGCAUGAUCCGUUCUGGGGGCAUUCACUGUUGCAGCAGCGCAAUCAGAUUUGUACCAGACCUGGAAGAUAUAGUCAACUUCGAGGAGCUAGUCAAGGAGGAAGGACUCUCGGAGGAAACCCAGAGAUCUGCCAGCGUUCUGGAUUCAGUGUUGAGCGAUCUGACCAGCAACUCUGCCGAGGGGACGGAGUAUUUCAAGAUGCUGGUGGCCGUGUUCGCUCCUGAGUUCCGAAGUGCAAAGAAUAUGCACCUGAGGAACUUCUACAUGAUUGUUCCCCCUCUGACUGUGAAUUUUGUGGAGCACUCAAUCAGUUGUAAAGAAAAACUCAACAAGAAGAACAAAACUGGGGCUGCCUUCACAGACGAUGGCUUUGCAAUGGGUGUUGCAUACAUUCUCAAGUUGUUGGACCAGUACCUGGAGUUUGACUCUCUGCACUGGUUCCAAGCAGUCCGAGAAAAGUACAGGAAGGAGCUGAGCGCCGUGGCGAAGGAACAGACCGUGCAGUCCUCCGGUCAGGAUGAGAAGUUGCUUCAGACUAUGAAUCUCACACAGAAGAGACUGGAUGUCUACUUGCAGGAGUUUGAGCUGCUUUACUUCUCAUUAAGCAGUGCAAGGAUCUUCUUCAGAGCUGACCAAACAGCAGCUGAGGAAACCCAGGAGAAGAAAGGUAAAGAAGAAGCUGGGAGAGCGGGAACGUCAUCAGAAGGCUCCAUGUCUGCUGAAUCCUCCUCAAAGUGAGCCUUGAUGUGAGACUAGAUGGGUUUUUCUGUAUUAUUGAGCUCUGCAGAGGAAGGAUCCUGAAGAAAGAAGCUGAUGUGGACCCCACUGAUCUCAGUGUGUGUAGUCUGUGUAUAAAUGACUGAAAAGUACCCAAAACCAUGGCUGUUUAAUAUCCCCCAGUCUUCACAUUUCCGUUUUUUUUAACAUCCAGUACGUUGUAAUUUGUUGAACUUACACAAGCGCCUGCUACUUGAACUGUUAUAAGGUAAAAGUGAAUCAUGCUUUACUUCUCAGCCUCAGCAGACUGGUGUGAAAAUGUUUACAGACAUCAAAGAACAUGUUCAUGUUCAAGUGUUUUGUGUCUUUGAACAUUUUUACAUUGUGUGAAUGAAUCUUAUGUGCCUUCAGAAAUUUGGGGAAGUUGCUUUGAUAAUUCAUUUCCAAACAGUAAUGCCCAAACUCCAGUGUUGUUGCACAUUUUCCAUUUCAUAAUUCAGAAGUUGCCAUGGUGAAAAUUUUAAACAGUUUUUGUAAAAUAGUUUCCAUUUGAGUAGAAAACAUUUACUAGAUUUGGUUUAUGAUCUGGAUGUGAUUUAAACUGUUACAAAUCAUACUGGUGGCUUCCAAUUUCAGAUGAUUUCACUACUUUUCUGGACCCAGACAUCUACAAUAUUUUAAUUCGUACAGAAUAUUAUACUAAAGUGAUCUGUGAUACCUUCAUCUGUGAAAUUCAGAAAAUAAGAGUGAAUGCUGUUUGCUAUGUAAACCCAGACCCAGUGUAAAAAUUACUGCUUCAGAUGUUAUUUAAAUAUGAACCUUUUUUUUUUUUUUUUGAGAAAUUAAAAUUUUCUUGUUUCUAGUGGAACAACAAAGAUUUCUGGAAACGCAAAUAUUAUGCGUUUUAUGAUUUUAUACCCAAAUUCGAUACCGCUGCAGACUUUUUCAGACUGUAGAAAGUUACCACAAGGUGAAGUACUUUACUUUUUUUCCUGGCUUUUUUAUUUCCCUGUUUAACACACACAUGUGGCACAUGAAGUGACACCUCAUAAAAUAAAAUCCUUGUUGGAGAAGAA